UGAAACUAUUGUUGCGGUGGAAAAAUUGUCCGUGAAAGCAAGUGGACAAUCAUGAAGGAGACUGUAUUCAUAGUUUAUGUGUGUUUUGUAUCGUGUCUUACCGAAGGAAUUGCGCAAAACAUUAAAGCAGGAUCGAAAGAGCUUUCCGAGUUGGACAAUGAUUUCGAAGAUGGAACGCUGCAGCCAUGGAUCGAAGAAUCGCAAGGAAGUGUUCGAUGGAAGGUGGGCAAUCAAGCGUCAUCUUGGGAGCCAAACAACCCAGCACCUCAGCCAUUAAACGGUAAAAAUUAUCUUCGGGUUGAUCGAAGAGGAUCUAAAUCGUUCGGUGUAGCAAUUCUGCGGAGUCCGACGUUUAAACUUCCAUCCGGCAAUGAAAUUAACGUUUCGUUUGCAUUCUGGAUUCGUUCCAAAUGGCCCGCGUUCACCAAUCUCGAGGUGUACUUGGCACGUAACGGAAAUGAAGAACUCCUAGUUAAUUUGUACAAUUACUCAGACAUAUCCAAUCGAUCAUGGCAGUCUCGAUCGCUUUUUGUCACCGGUCAAUCUUCUUCAACUUUCUCAUUAGUCUUUUACGCUUACUGUGGCAUAGACGCUGAAGACGCCGUUGCCAUUGACGACAUUCUAUUCAGCCCAGCAUCCCAAGAUUUCACGACAUUGGCAGUUACUGAAUCAACAACAAAUGGACAAACAACGACUGCCGAUGCUCCAGCGUGUCCAUCAUCGCUGUUUAACAUGUGGCAUGCACAUGACUCCUUUGUCUGCCCAAAUAAUCUUGAUAUGCUUCAUCCCAUCCCGGGUGAUGCUUGCAGUUCACAAUAUUAUGAAUGUGACAACUGUGUUGCGACAUUGAUGGAUUGUGAGGGCAAUAAGAUUUACAACGAUGAGGCCCAAGAUUGCCAACCGUGCAGCCAAGUGCCAAAAUGUCGGGAUCAAUGCAAAAAGUGAUUUUCAUUUCACGCUGAUUGGAGUGGUUUCCGUUAUGUCCAUCAUUCAAAUGGCGAUGGCAACAAAUGGAUGCAAUUGUUUCUCAUCCGACAAGUUUUAUGCGAGUUAAACGCCAUUGCGUUACGUCGUUUGGCCUAAUAGGUUGUUUCAAAUAAAUGAAUUAUAUUUCU
This is a messenger RNA of Daphnia carinata, 1115 nucleotides long. RefSeq lists its product as uncharacterized. The coding region runs from base 52 to 945 and encodes 297 amino acids. Gene Ontology annotation, cellular component: extracellular region; membrane. NCBI's taxonomy places the organism in Eukaryota, Metazoa, Arthropoda, Branchiopoda, Diplostraca, Daphniidae. Gene Ontology annotation, molecular function: chitin binding. The transcript has 4 exons. The record is from RefSeq and is a predicted model, not a curated record.